CUCAUAGAACAGAUGGCCGUCGUUACUCCGCUCUCCUCCAGUCAAUCGAAUCAGGAGAUUGAAUAAGGGGGCCGAGAUGCUGUCGGGACGGGAGGCGGUGAGGGCGGGCCGCUCGUGUCUGCGGGAUGGGCGUGGAGAACAGAUCCUCGCUCGUCCCACCGGCCGCUCCUCUCACUUUCAUGCACCUUCUCAGCUCCUAGGGUCGCGUCGGUCGGUACCGCAGUCAUUGGUCUCCUCCAGAACUAAAGUACUCCAGAACUUUAGUAGGCUACCCCAGAACUAAAGUAGGCUCACCACACAGUCCUCUGGAGGCUUUGCCACACACAUUAGUGCCCCUGGAUCAUUUCUGUUCAGCUGGACGUUAUCCGUUUUAAGUGUCGCAGCUGCCUGGAGCGCAACAGCGAAGUCAACUGCGCUCCACCGUGGAAAUCCCUGGUGCUAACUGCUGCUGAGUUGCUUUGAUUUGGUUUUUGGGGCGCAAACUACAGACUGAGAUGCCGCGGAGUGUCCAGAUGGAGACCGUGUUCCUGGCGCUGCUCCUGGGGGCGGUGGGAGCUUCAGCCAAUCAGGCUGCGUGUCCUUCUGGUCAGCUGACCACGGAUGGGGUCUGCUGCCUUGAAUGUGGACCUGGAGAAGGAGUCACCAAACCCUGCGGAGCAACACAGACCGUCUGCGACCCCUGCUUAGACAGUGAGACGUACUCAGAGGGGCGGAGCCACACGGAACGCUGCCAGCCGUGCACACGCUGCGCCGGCCUGCAGCGCAUGAAGUCGCCGUGCAUGGACGCCAACGACGCGGUGUGCGUGUGUGACUACGGCUUCUACCUGAGCCAGCAGUCCAACCGCUGCGAGCCGUGCACGCGGUGCCCCGAGGGCGAGGGCCUGCUGUACAGCUGCGACUACGACCGCGACACCGUGUGCGAGUCCUGCAGCGUGGACAACUACUCGGACCAGGAGAGCUCCACGGAGCCCUGCCUGCCGUGCACGCUGUGCGACGAGGACGACGAAGAGGAGAUCCAGCCCUGCACCCGGAUCAGGGACACCGUGUGUCAAGACAUGAACCCGUUGCUGACCACGCCCUCGCCCACCCUCAACCCCUGGGAAGUCAAUCCGCCGUCCGUGGACUACGAGGAUCCGGCCGGCCCCCCUCCCUCGGAGGAGCCCACCACGACGGAGAGGCCGGGGCUCGUCUACAAGGGCCUGCACGACAAGCUCAUCCCCAUAUACUGCUCCAUCCUGGCCGCCGUGGUGCUGGGCCUGCUGGCCUUCGUCAUCUUCAAGAGGUGGAACAGCUGUAAGCAGAACAAGCAGGGGAACAGUUGUCCGUCAGGGCAGGGCCCGGUGCAGCAGGCCAGCCCGUCUCCCGAGGGGGAGAAGAUGCACAGCGACAGCGGGAUCUCCGUGGACAGCCAGAGCCUACAGGAAGGACACAGCACGUCGCAGACAGUGGUGACGGUGGACGAGGACCCCUGCCUGCUGGUCCCCCUGCAGACCCGCGAGGAGCUGGAGGUGCUGGAGUCCCUGCUCCUGGACGGGGGGCCCGGCCUGGAGCUCCUGGACGGGGGGCCGGGGCUGGGCGAGGGCGAGUGGAGCCGGCUGGCCGCCCUGCUGGGGUACGCCCCGGACCAGAUCGAGGGUCUCCGCCAGCGGCAGCAGCCGCUGCGGGCGCUGCUCGGGGACUGGGCGGGCCGGGAGGGGGCGGGCCGCGACCUGCUGUGCUCGGCGCUGAACACGAUGAACCGCCCGGACCUGGCGGAGAAGCUGCGGCCCGCGGCGGCCAAACCCGGCGGCGCCAAGUCCAACGCCACGUCGGUGGUGUGAUCGCUCCCCGCCUAGCUCCGCUAUACACCUGAUCAACGUCUACGUUUUAACAUUAUGCAAGUGGCACGCUUUGUCCAUUUAAACAUGAAUCUGAGGCCAAACCCCCCAUUGCCCAAACCCUCUCACCCUAACCCUCUCAUCCUAACCUAACCCUUUCAGCUUAACCCUCUCGCUACCAUCAACUCUGGACCCACUCCAGAAUCCUCUUAGGGAACAACACAAUAAUGUCCCAGUGUCUAUAUAUUGUUAAUUUAAUGUUUAUGAUGUCUAUAUGAGGCCUAUAUAAGGUCUCUGGAGUCUAGUCAACUGUCUAGCCAUCUGACUUCUUACCCACCAUUUGUAUCCGUGACUACUACUACUACUACGACUACUACUACUACUAAUACUACUACAACCACUAUUACAACUACUACUACUACUACUCAUAGUAUUAAAUAUAAAUAUAAGUUACUACUGUGCUCUUAUUAAUCGUGCAUGGACAAUCUGACAGCAUCCCUGCUGUGAGAACAAACUACCUGCUUCAGGACAAUCUAAGGCUAGGUUUAUCCAGGUUUACCGUGCUCUCCGAGGGACACACAUCUGCUCUCUGCGAGACACACACCUAUUCUCCGCUUGCCAUGUACCUUUUCCCUGCUAGCUCUGUACCUACUCUCUGCUAAACAUGUACCUGCUCUGUGCUAGCAACAUACCGGCUCUCUGCUAGCGACACCUACUUUCUGUUAGCCACGUACCUGUCCUCCUCCCUAGCAACGUACUGUCCUCUCUAUCCAUGUAGUGUCCUCACCAUCCAUGAACCGGUCCUUCCUAGUCAUGUACUGUCUUCCCUCGCCGCGUACAGUCCGCUCUAGUCAUGUACUGUCCUGUCCUCUCUAAUCGUGUACUGUACGGUCCUCCCAGUUUGCAUGCCUUCUGUCCUGUUCAGUGCUCUCAUGGACCCCUGCUCGUCAAUCAUAACCACCCCUUUGAAAUCAGAACGACAUGGCAGAUAUAACGGGAGUUGUACUAAUAGUCUGUUAGCAUUCAAGUAUAGGGGGUUGCUUCGCCAUUAAACUGGUCUAGACCAGUAGAGAGACACGGAAUGAAGGCGUGUAUUCUCUAAUGCGUAACACAUGCAACAAAGUGGGCACUAAAUCACGUCUGUCAUGCGAAUGUAAAGUGCUUGGAUCCUGCCUGCUUGCGACUGGGAUCCUCCUCAGGGGUCAACUAACGUUAGUCUUUUUCUAAGUAGUUUGACGAGAUAAAUGUUGUGUUGAGUUUGUAGAUGUAUAUAAUAGCCAUGACAUGUUUUGGCCGCUGUGGGAUAUUGUACAAGAGGAGAUAUUUUAUCAGGUGGCAUAUUGCACGAGGGAGAUUGAGGCGUUCCUGCAUACAAUGUUACAUUAAGACACUUAUAAAGUUCCAACCUUGGUUUGCCAGAGCUGGAACAGCCACUGAACACUGAAUGUUAAUAUAGACGACGCAAAGACCGCUGUACGCAACGACCUCCUCGACCCAUGAUCGUAAGAGGACAAGAAGUGAUUGAGCAGUAAGAUGUCUUGAUAUGGAAGACUCUGGAGGAACCUAGAACAAGCCAUGAGACGAUGGGAGACUCUGGGAGACAUGGGUGGACCCUGGGAGAUGUUGGUGCAGACGGACCUUACCCUGUUCAUCUGGAGACGUUGGGGGAGGUUUGGAGACCUCUGGGAGACCAGGGCGGACCCAUGGUGACCCUUCCAGAUGUGAGCGGACCCUGGGAGACUUUUGGAGAUGUUGAGAGAUGUUUGGGGACCCUUUGAGAUGUGUAAAGACGUUGGGAGACCCUUGGAGAUAUUGGGAGAAGCUGGGACAGAAGUGCCUCAGCCUGUUGACCUCCACUUGUGGCAGGAGGGGGCUUUGGGGGCACUUAGUUGAGAUGAAAUAUGUAUGGUUUUAAUUUUUAGCUUACCAACUAGUAUUAGU
Gadus macrocephalus (Pacific cod) is the source of this 3758-nucleotide messenger RNA. RefSeq names its product nerve growth factor receptor b (gene ngfrb). The transcript is spliced from 6 exons. NCBI's taxonomy places the organism in Eukaryota, Metazoa, Chordata, Actinopteri, Gadiformes, Gadidae. The coding region runs from base 495 to 1820 and encodes 441 amino acids. The record is from RefSeq and is a predicted model, not a curated record. Gene Ontology annotation, cellular component: plasma membrane; cell surface. Gene Ontology annotation, biological process: Rho protein signal transduction. Gene Ontology annotation, molecular function: coreceptor activity; nerve growth factor binding; death receptor activity.